Molecule: messenger RNA, 4943 nt
Organism: Equus quagga
Lineage: Eukaryota; Metazoa; Chordata; Mammalia; Perissodactyla; Equidae
Gene: MASP1
Product: MBL associated serine protease 1
Exons: 16
Coding region: 134-2233 (699 amino acids)
Biological process (GO): complement activation; zymogen activation
Cellular component (GO): extracellular region; blood microparticle
Molecular function (GO): calcium ion binding; serine-type endopeptidase activity
Source: RefSeq, a predicted model, not a curated record
GCCAAUUCCAGAGACACACAGGGACCUCAGAACAAAGAUAAGGCAUCGCUGACACCACACCAGGGACGAGCUCACAGACAAGUCAGGCCAGGGCGACCCAGGCCAGGCAGCCAGGAGCACCCAAGGCAGGAAAAUGAGGCGGCUCCUUCUCUGCCAUGCUCUGUGCUGCUUCUUGCUGAAGGCUGAAGCCCACACUGUGGAGCUCAAUGAUAUGUUUGGCCAGAUCCAGUCACCCGGCUAUCCAGACUCCUAUCCGAGUGAUUCGGAAGUGACGUGGAAUAUCACAGUCCCAGAGGGAUUUCGGAUCAAGCUUUACUUCAUGCACUUCAACUUGGAAUCCUCCUACCUUUGCGAAUAUGAUUAUGUGAAGGUAGAAACUGAAUACCAGGUGCUGGCAACAUUCUGUGGCCAGGAGACCACAGACACAGAACAGACCCCUGGCCAAGAAGUGGUCCUCUCCCCUGGCUCCUUCAUGUCCAUCACUUUCCGGUCAGAUUUCUCCAAUGAGGAGCGAUUCACUGGCUUUGAUGCUCACUACAUGGCUGUGGAUGUGGAUGAGUGUACGGAGCGCGAGGACGAGGAGCUGUCCUGUGACCACUACUGCCACAACUACAUCGGUGGCUACUACUGCUCCUGCCGCUUUGGCUACAUCCUCCACACAGACAACAGGACCUGCAGAGUGGAGUGCAGUGACAACCUCUUUACCCAGAGGACCGGCGUGAUCACCAGCCCCGACUUCCCCAACCCCUACCCUAAGAGCUCCGAGUGCUUCUACACCAUCCAGCUGGAGGAGGGCUUCAUGGUCAGCCUGCAAUUCGAGGACGUUUUCGACAUUGAGGACCAUCCUGAGGUGACCUGCCCCUACGACUACAUCAAGAUUAAAGCUGGGCCGAAAGUUUGGGGGCCCUUCUGUGGAGAGAAAGCCCCAGAACAAAUCAAUACCCAGAGCCACAGUGUCCAGAUCAUGUUCCGCAGCGACAACUCUGGCGAGAACCAGGGCUGGAGGCUGUCAUACGGAGCGACAGGGAAUGAGUGCCCAGAGCUCCAGCCUCCCAUUCAUGGGAAAAUCGAGCCCUCACAAGCCAAGUAUUCCUUCAAGGACCAGGUGCUCAUCAGCUGUGAUACAGGCUACAAAGUGCUGAAGGAUGACGUAGAGAUGGACACAUUCCAGAUCGAGUGUCUCAAAGAUGGGACAUGGAGUAACAAGAUCCCUACGUGUAAAAUUGCAGACUGUGGAGCCCCAGCAGAGCUGGAACAUGGGCUGGUUACCUUUCCUACCAGGAACAAACUUACCACAUACAAAUCUGAGAUCAGAUACUCCUGCCAGCAGCCCUACUACAAGAUGCUCCACAAUACCACAGGUGUAUAUACCUGUUCCGCCCAAGGAGUCUGGAUGAAUGAAGUACUGGGGAGAAGCCGACCCACCUGCCUGCCAGUGUGUGGGAUCCCCAAGUUCUCCCGGAAGCUGAUUGCCAGGAUCAUCAACGGACGCCCAGCCCAGAGGGGAACCACUCCUUGGAUUGCCAUGCUGUCACAUCCGAAUCGGUUGCCCUUCUGUGGGGGCUCCCUUGUAGGUUCCAACUGGGUUGUGACUGCGGCUCACUGCCUCCACCAGUCGCUGGAUUCAGAGGAGUCAAGCCUACACGACUCAGACCUGCUCAGCCCUUCUGACUUCCAAAUCACCGUGGGCAAGCACUGGAGGGUCCGGUCAGAUGAGAAUGAACAGCAACUCAGUGUCAAACACAUCUUCCUCCAUCCCCAGUAUGAUCCCAACACAUUUGAGAAUGACUUGGCUCUAGUGGAGCUGGCAGAGAGCCCAGUGCUGAAUGACUUCGUGAUGCCCAUCUGUCUGCCUGAGGGGCCCUUGCAUGAAGGAGCCGUGGUCAUCGUCAGUGGUUGGGGGAAGCAGUUCUUUCAAAGGUUCCCAGAGACUCUGAUGGAGAUCGAAAUCCCAAUUGUUGACCAUGACAUCUGCCAGAAGGCGUAUGCUCCACUGAAGAAGAAAGUAACCAGGGACAUGAUCUGUGCUGGGGAGAAGGAAGGGGGGAAGGAUGCCUGUUCAGGUGACUCUGGAGGCCCUAUGGUGACCCUGGAUAUAGAGAAAGGCCAGUGGUACCUGGUGGGCACUGUGUCCUGGGGGGAGGACUGCGGAAAGAAGGACCGCUAUGGAGUGUAUUCCUACAUCUACCACAACAAGGACUGGAUCCUGAGGGUCACCGGGAUGAGGAAUUGAAUUCAGUUUCUCAACCCCGGCACCACCUGUCCAUGGUCAGUCAGCAGCAGAGGAUAAUUAUCUGAUGGAAGAUGCCCCUCGCCCUUCAGCCACCCACCUCAUUCAGCCCAACCAUUACUGGCCCAUAAAGGGGGUGUCUCAGCCCCCUUUUCACUCACUUUAAAGAAGCAGAGUAGCUGAGUGAUCAGAACACAUGGCCAAAUCUAGGCUCACUUACUUACUAUCACUUACUAGCUUUGCAACACUGGGCAGGUGACUUCACCUCUCUGAACCUCAGUUUCUUUGUCCAUAUUAUGGAAAUGGCAUACCUUACCUACCUCCUAAAAGUCUGAUGAGGAGCCCAUUAAUUAAUAUAUUCAGAGCACUUAGCACAGUGUGGGCAUAAAAUAAGUGCUCAAUAAAUGUGACUUAGCAGAAGGUCAGUGUGUCUACCAAGCAGAAGAAGUUGUCUUACAAUUCCCAGCUGGGUCUUAGGGCUGAUUAGUGUACACCCUUCCCCCCAGCCUUGACCUUCUCCCUCAUCUGCCCCCAAAUGCUCUAUGCUUUUUGCUACCGUGCACCUUUCUGAACCCAAAUCCCUGCCCCCAUAAAAAAGUAAAAGAAGGUUCUUAGUCCUAUAGCACGUCCCAUACAAACACACAUAUGAACAUGAGCUAGACACCAAAUUGUGAGAAUGCCUGAGAGACUCAGGCCAGGGAGGGAGGUUGGGAAUGGCGGAUUGGGAAGUUAGACACCAAGUUCUAGAACUAGCUCUGCCCCCAGCUCCCUGUGUGACUCUAGGCACAAGUUCCUUCCUCUCACCCCAAAGUACCCUCCCAGCUCUGACAAUCUAAGAUCCAAUGAAGCCAUUUUCUCCUGGUGAGAUGAGUUAAAGCCAAAGUAACCAAAAUGCCAAAGUGACCUUAGGCUUCAGUAGACCUUUGAUGCAGACCAAAUACUGCUGCUGCUGCUGCCACACCCACUCCAUCCACCACACCCAGGUUCCUAAGGACAAGGCUCAAAGUGCUAGCCAAGGGAACUUUCCUUAUUCCCACCUGGAGCAUCUGCUCGAGGCCAGGGCCUCCUUCCCUUCCUGAGAACCUCAGCUGCACAAGGUCAGCCUUGGUAGGCUAGACCCAACCUCUGCCCUCCCCUCCCUAUGUCCACAGCUGACCCCAAGCAGCCGUUCCCCUGAUUCCUUGCCCUGGACACCCAACCCUGCAAGGUCAUAAGUGUUUCCCAAGCAGAAUGCCUCUCCCUCCAAGAGCCACCUCCUCUCUCAGGAAGCUUCCAAAGACCUCAUGCCCCCUGAAUUCUGAGAUUAAGCCCUUUGAGGGAUCAGAAGCCCCAGGUCCCUGUCUUCUAUUCUAUAAAAACUGGUCUUCAUGGGAUAUUUCAGUUCUCAACUUGCACUGCAGCUGCUGGAGUCAUUCGGGGCCUCUUGCUGAAAGAAGAUGCUGAGGAAUGAGAACUUACGGACAUUAAGCCCUUAGUCUGAACACUCAGGAAAAGCAAUUCACAGCCUUCUUCUGGUUCUAUGAGCAAGUCAGUCUACCUCUCUGUGUCCUGCUGUUUAUUCUACAAAGGGAGGAUGGCAAUGUGUCCCAACUCCAGCAGAUAUUUGUCAAGCAAGCUGGAGCUCUAUUUCAGAUACUGAAAAAGCAUUGCGAUGCAAAGUUUUGGAAUUGUCCUAGGGCAUUCCAAAACACCAUACUUUCCUGUUUCACUGCCUGGGUGCCCCCAUGUACCUGGCUGUGCUGACUGCUAUGGAGACUACUGAGACGAAGACUGAGAUUCAUCCCUUCCAGGAGCUCCUAGAGGGAGAAGUGACACAUACACAAGUGACUACCCUGUAACAGAAUGAACCCCGCCAAGUACUAUGUUUUGGAGCAGUGUGGAGGCAGAAGAAUGGCCAUUCUGGUAUGGAGGCAUUGAAGGAGGGGACAUCAGGAAACUGUCCCACAGGAGACAGUGUUGGAGCUGAACCUUGAGGAGGGUGGGCAUUUCCACAGGUGAGACAGAGGGAGGCCUUCCAGGUGGAAGCAGAAUAAGAGUAAAUGUCCACUUAGGCUUUUCUCAGAUUAUGUGACCUCUCACAAAAAUGUCAUGUCCAGUAGACCAGUUUUCUGAUUCUGGGAUCACAGCUGUACAUUUAGAAAAGCAUUUCUCGUUAAAGUGAAACAACUAUAGGACUCAAAACAGCCUUAGGAUUUGUGUACAAAUAUUGAUUUCUGGCUGGAGCAGUUUAUCCUGUGUAUUUCCCCCACUGCAACUUCAUCUUUACCCUGUGGAAAUGUCUAGAUGUGCCAUGAGACUUCAGCUUACCCUUGAUCUACAAGCACUUGUUAGAUAUACCAGCCCCUGCACUGCUGCUAAGGUCCAAGAAGCCCAAAUCUCUCACAGUCAUAAAAGCAGAGGGUUGGAGUGUCUGUUAGGACCAUCUUGUCCAACACCAUGACCUCAUUCUUGAACGUUUCUAGAGAUAGAAAACUCACUACCUCCAAAUGCAGCCCAUUCCAACUUCAAAAUGUGCCGCAUCUUAAGUUCUCUCUUCUAUGCAACUCAAAUCCACCUCCUAGAAUAUAGUUUGUAUAUCUAAAGCUGUGAUUCCAGACCAUGAAUGUCAUUAUUAGCAAUAAUGAUCAUGCCUGAUUUCAUUAGCAACAGAAGCUGUUGUUCUUGUGGGUAACUAUGAAUUUGUUCCAAUAAACAUCUGCAUUGAGUCAAAGCA